CGUCGUUUCGAUUACAUAAGCUAGGAACUAAACUGAAUUCACCAAUGAAGUGCUUGAUCGCUACUCCCAGAUGUCUUCCAUAGGCCCACAAAUUCCAGCACAUCUCCUUCCAAAUGUUGCGUCAGCCGAGGAUUCUGACGAAGACGACGAUUACACACCGACUCUGCCUCCCGACCUUGCUGCCUCCCGCGCAGCUGGGCCUUCGCUACCCUCAAAGAGCGAAUCGAAUACGCCGCCUCCAAAACGACACUACGUAGGACCCUCAUUACCUCGCUCACAAGCUCCUUACGAUGAUGACUCGGAUUCAGAUGUCGGGCCUCAGCCACUUCCUGCAGCAUAUGCUUCGCAAAUAGAAGGAAAGUCAGGCGUGGAAGAGUUCUUGGAGAGGGAGGAAAGGAGGAGGAAACUUCAGGAAGAGGCGAGCAAGCCGAAAAAGCUUCAGCGGGAAGAGUGGAUGCUUGUACCUCCAAAAAGUGGUGACUUGUUAGCAUCACUUGACCCGACGAAGGCUAGGCCUCGCCAGUUUGCACGUAGCGCUGCACCAUCGCGAGACAACUCCGGAUCUUCCCUUUGGACUGAGACACCCGCCGAAAGACAGCAACGUCUUGCCGACGAAGUUGCUGGACGGAAACGACGUGCAGUAAAUGCACCACCAGAGGAGGACUCGCAUGACAUAGCAAAGCGACGGCGACGGGAUGAAGAGAUUCGCAGAGGAGUUGAGGAGCACACACGCAAGGCCCGCGGUUCAGCCCUUGUAGAGUCGCAUAUGGAGCGAGAAAAAGAGGAAGAGGUUCACAAUAAUAGUGAACCCUCAGUUAUCUGGGAUCAUGAACGUGAUAUGUCUCUAGGUGGACGACUUAUGGAUGAUAAACAGAGGCAGAAGAUGCUUCGGGAUGCCAAAGGACUCGGAGAGCGUUUCGGUAGUGGGCGCAGCGGAGGGUUUCUCUAAGUUCCUGACAUUUCCAGCGACGCUGGAAUCUACGUCGCGGACCGUUGCAUCUCCGCUCACUCUUGCUAGAAAGACCUCUGUUGCGUCAACAUCAUCAGCCCGAGCAUCUGGGCAGUGCAUUGUUGGGUUCCAGGCGAAAGUUAGGGAAGCUGAAUGCAGAUGCAUGAUGCCAUCAUCAUUCCGGCAGUUU
Suillus bovinus is the source of this 1139-nucleotide messenger RNA. RefSeq lists its product as uncharacterized. Bases 71 to 949 code for a protein of 292 amino acids. The record is from RefSeq and is a predicted model, not a curated record. NCBI's taxonomy places the organism in Eukaryota, Fungi, Basidiomycota, Agaricomycetes, Boletales, Suillaceae. The transcript is spliced from 4 exons.